Molecule: messenger RNA, 5740 nt
Organism: Ochlerotatus camptorhynchus
Lineage: Eukaryota; Metazoa; Arthropoda; Insecta; Diptera; Culicidae
Product: phospholipid-transporting ATPase ABCA3-like
Exons: 10
Coding region: 572-5572 (1666 amino acids)
Biological process (GO): lipid transport; transmembrane transport
Cellular component (GO): intracellular membrane-bounded organelle; membrane
Molecular function (GO): ATP binding; ABC-type transporter activity; ATP hydrolysis activity
Source: RefSeq, a predicted model, not a curated record
CAGAGUCGUGACACGUGCUUUGGACUGAGCCUGUGUUUCGUAUAGGAAACGUAAACAUAAGCAUUAGUAUGACUAAAUAAAUGAUACGCAUGAUACAUAUACAUUAGUGGCGUUACUUUUUGACGUCAUGAACCACACUAGUGUUGGAAAAUCCGAGGUUGUGCAUGUCGUAACGCAAGUAAAUCUUAUGUGUUCUUCCUCAAUCGGUGGAAUACUGAUGCCGCAUAGUUCAGUGUUCUGUUGGUGGUUUGUUUGUGAUUCACUAGUUCCCACCGUAGCGCGGUUCGCCAGACUGGGUGCUGUAGUGUGGUAGACAGCAAAAAUGACAACCAGCAUCGAAUAAAAAAAAAAGCACCAGUGACCUUUAUUGGAUAACAUUUUCUGCACAUUGCAUGACUUGACAUUGCGAGACCAAGGAAAAAACACAAUUAUCGACAAGAAGCAAUUAUAUUGGAAUUUUCUUUAUGCUGCACUAUUCCUAUUCGGUAGCCUAGUUUAUUGCGGACAAAGCUGUCGCAGCUUCAUUUGCAAACCACCGUUGUCCAGUUGAUGCAGCCUAAUACUGUUCAGGAUGACAACAAGUGAUUGGGAAAAGUUCAAGCUGCUGCUGUGGAAGAAUUGGAUCAUCCAAAAGAGACAUUAUGUGCAGACUAUUUUCGAAAUCACCAUUCCGGUGCUGGCUUGUUCGUUGCUGAUUUUGGUCCGAGGACUCGUGAAUCCAUCCACCUACAGCAAACCCACCACGUUCAGUAGCCUUAAUGUUAGCAGCAUUGCUAGCAUACGAACCAUGAUAACAAAUCACCCCAUUGAGUUGACGCUUGCAUUUACUCCGAAAAAUCUAAUAUUUGAACAAGUGGUGAAAAAGGCGGCAAGGUCUCUUGGCACAGAUGUUCGAAUAAAAGGUUUCAAUGAUACGAAAAGUAUGAACAAUGUGUUGAUAACCAGCAACUAUCUAGCUGGUAUUGAAUUUGGGGAUCAUCUUAAGAACAUUUCAGAAUUACCGGAUAACUUAUCGAUCGCCCUACGCUAUCCAAGUGAAAUGCGUACCACUGUACUCCCGGGAGCGGAAUUCUGGGCAAAUUGGCGCACAUUUCUAGUAUUUCCACCAUUUCAAACUUAUGGUGCUCGAGCUGUCAACUACACUGAUGGUGGUUAUCCUGCAAACUACUACGCUGAGGGAUUUGCAUCUGUGCAAAAUGCAAUUUCAAGAUCUCUACUGGGUAUGAAAAAUGACACGCAUCAACUGCCCACUGUUGCAUUGCAGCGAUUCCCCUAUCCACCAUUCUACAACGAUCCAUUACUGAGAGGCCUUGAAAAUCUUUUCCCUGCUAUCAUAAUGAUUGCAUUUUUCUACUCCUGUAUAAACACCGUCAAAUUUAUAACCUUGGAGAAAGAACGACAGCUUAAAGAAUCUAUGAAAAUUAUGGGUCUCAGCGGUUGGCUUCAUUGGAUGGCAUGGUUCGUGAAGACACUUAUCCUACUAUCGAUCUCGAUUUCUCUCAUUACCAUCCUGCUGUGCGUGAGCCUUACAACAAACACGGAUAUCGCGAUAUUUGAAUUUUCGAACUGGCUGCUGAUCUGGAUAUUCUUGUUCAUAUACAGUAUUACAACCAUCACAUUUUGCUUCAUGCUGAGUACAUUUUUCUCGAAAGCAAACAUUGCAUCCGGAGUUUCUGGUAUCAUCUGGUUCUAUUCGUUAACGCCGUACAACAUUACAUUCGGAAACUACGAUCGAAUGUCGCUGGGAGCAAAGCUGGCUUCCAGUCUAUGGUGCAACACGGCAAUGGGUUACGGAUUCAUGCUUCUAAUGAAGCACGAAGGAACAUCAAUAGGCCUCCAGUGGUCUAACCUGUUCUCAUCGGUUACCGUGGAUGAUCAGUUAACUGUUGCUCAUAUAAUAAUGAUGUUGAUUAUAGAUGCCUUAUUCUAUUUACUGGUUGCGCUUUACGUUGAGCAAAUAGCUCCAGGGGAGUUUGGAAUUCCCAAGAAGUGGAAUUUCUUAUUCACAAAAGAUUUCUGGAUCACACGCCAAGCUUAUGAUCCACAGAUGAAUACGUUAGACAGGGAAUAUCUCAGGAAGGAUAGGACGAAUAACGAGGAAAAAGAACCAACCGAAAAACAUGCUGGAAUUAAAAUACUGGGGUUGACAAAAAUUUACAAAGGCUCAAAAGUUGCGGUCAACGACUUGUCGUUGAAUUUAUAUGAAGACCAAAUAUCCGUACUGUUAGGCCACAACGGAGCUGGAAAGACGACCACAAUGUCGAUGUUGACUGGUUUGUUUCCACCAACGUCUGGUACGGCCAUUGUCAAUGGAUCCGAUAUUCGAUACGAUAUUGAAAGUCUCAGAAAUUCAUUGGGUUUGUGUCCCCAGCACAAUGUUCUGUUCGAUGAAUUGACGGUAGCUGAACACAUUCGGUUCUUUUCCAAGUUAAAGGGUCUUGAAGAGAAUCAAAUCUCUAAUGAAAUCGACAAGUACCUGAUGCUUCUGGAGUUGGAAGAUAAACGGAACGCUCAAUCGCAAACCUUGUCUGGUGGAAUGAAACGGAAGCUAUCGAUUGCUAUUGCAUUAUGUGGGGGAUCAAAAGUUGUGCUGUGCGAUGAACCCACCUCAGGAAUGGAUCCUGCAGCCCGCCGAGUGCUCUGGAACCUACUGCAACAGGAGAAAAUUGGACGGACUAUACUGCUGUCAACACACUUUAUGGAUGAAGCGGACAUCCUUGGCGAUCGAGUGGCGAUAAUGGCUGAAGGAGAUCUGAAGGCCGUUGGAUCACCGUUCUUUCUGAAGAAAAAAUUUGGACAAGGGUACCGCUUGAUUUGUGUGAAAAAGUCGGGUUGUAAUCCUUCGACACUUACCGGUCUACUGAAAAAGUAUAUCCCUGGCAUAGAAGUAGAAACGGAUAUUGGUACAGAGCUCAGUUACGUUUUGAGACAAGAGUAUCUCCACGUUUUUCAGCAGCUGUUGGCUGACUUAGAGGAAAACACACAUCAUUGUGGAAUAUCAAGUUAUGGCAUUACUUUGUCCACAUUGGAAGAAGUGUUUAUGAGGCUUGGAAGCGAUGAGAAUUCAACUGAAAAGACGGAUGAAACAAAUGGUCACCUUUUGCAAUCAAACGGAUUGAAACACCCCGAAUCAGAACAGCACGAGGAUCAUUACACACUUGUCACAGGGAAACUAUUGACCUUUAAUCAAAUCAAAUCUAUGAUCAUAAAAAAAUACCUCAGCUACCUCAGGGCCUGGAAAAUUUCGUUGUUACAAACCACGUUGUCCAUGUUCUACAUCAUUGUUAUAAUAAUAAUUGUGCGUUCAUUCCCUAAUAACGUUGUUCUACCUCCGCUGAAUAUAUCGUUUGAUUCAUACGCAAAGACUGUAACGGUUCUGGAAACUGCCAAUCCAAAUGCAACAGUGGCGAGAAGCUAUGCGGAGUUAUUUGCAGAAAUUUCUCCAACAAAUGAACUCGUGACAAUAUCAAGCUCUUUCUCGGAGUUUAUUUUGAACAAGUCGAUAGAGAAUAUCAAAAAAGUGGACAACACCUUCAUGGUUGGGGCAGCAUUGAACGAGAAUGAACAGAACUUCACUGCUUGGUUCAAUAAUAAGGCCUACCACACGGCUCCAUUGUCUCUGAACUUGAUCUACAAUGCGAUACUGAGAACAUUCUGCCCUAACUGUUCACUGGACGUCGUCAACAAACCUUUGCCUUAUAGUUCUCGAGUCAGAUUCUUGAGACUUCAAGCCGGUAGCAACAUGGGAUUCCAACUGGCUUUCAAUACAGGAUUUGCAAUGGCAUUCGUAGGUGCCAUGUAUAUAAUGUUCUAUAUCAAGGAAAGGUCAUCCGGAGCUAAGUUGCUACAGUUUGUGAGUGGAGUCAAUGCCAUAACCUUCUGGACCGUGUCAUUUCUUUGGGAUUAUUUAGUAUUCAUUUUAGCGAUGAUACUGUACAUUCUGACCCUAGCGGCUUUCCAGGAGGAAGGUUGGUCAACGCCAGCAGAACUUUCACGUGUCGUAGUUGUCAUGCUAUGCUUCGGAAUAGCCGUUAUUCCGUUCACGUAUUUAUGGUCGUACUUUUUUCAAGUACCAUCAACUGGAUUCAUCAAGAUGUUGAUAUUUAACAUCUUUACGGGAACAGUAAUUUUUACGGGUAUAUUUCUUUUAAAGUACAGUGAAUUCAAUCUGAAAGAUGUUGCAGAAACCUUGGAAUGGUUCUACAUGAUAUUCCCGCAUUUUGCUCUGAGUCAUAGUUUGAACAACAUAAAUCUAGCCUUAACGAUACAGCAGAUCUGCGAAGCACAAUGUGAUGCAUUGCCAUUCUGCACUGACAAACUUCUCUGCAACUUUGACAAACGGUGCUGCGACACUGAAAUCUUCUCUUUCCAACCCAAUGGAAUAAGCCGUAAUCUGGUGUAUAUGUUGGCGGUUGGAAUAGUUUCAUUCACUAUUCUACUGUUGAAAGAAUUGAGAUACUUUGAUUGUAACAUCAAAUGUCAAAAACCAUGGGGGAGUGCACCGAUUUCAGCCGUUACGGAAUCUAAAGAAACUGUAGCAAUCAACGAAGAUACCGACGUAAACGAAGAAAAACAACGGAUAGCAUCGAUGCAAGGAGCUGUUCUCACCGACCAUACUUUGGCGAUGAAGGACGUAUCAAAAUACUACGGAUCAUUUCAGGCUGUGAAUGAACUUACCCUAACGGUGGACGAUUUCGAAUGCUUUGGUUUAUUGGGUGUGAAUGGUGCGGGGAAGACCUCGACCUUCAAGAUGCUAACAGGGGACGAAAAGAUUUCAUCCGGCGACGCCUGGAUUCGGGGAAUAAGUAUGCGAACGAGAAUGAACGAAGUCAACCCCAAGAUCGGAUACUGUCCACAAUUUGAUGCGUUACUCGAAGAUUUGACCGGACGUGAAACGUUGAAAAUUUUCGGUCUUUUGAGAGGUGUACCGAAUAGCUGUAUAAAACCGAUUUCAGUGAAAUUAGCGAAUGAUCUAAAUUUUUCGAAGCAUCUUGAUAAACAAAUAAAAACGUACAGUGGAGGAAACAAGCGAAAAUUGAGCACUGCCUUAGCAUUGAUAGGAAACCCAUUGAUAAUCUAUUUGGACGAACCGACAACGGGAAUGGAUCCGGGAGCUAAACGAAACUUCUGGAACGUUAUUUGCCGGAUACGAAUGAUGGGGAAAGCGAUAAUGCUGACAUCGCACAGUAUGGAGGAAUGUGAAGCACUGUGCACGCGUAUUGCCAUUAUGGUGAACGGGGAAUUCAAGUGCCUUGGCUCUGCGCAGCACCUGAAGAACAAAUUUACGGAAGGAUUCUUCCUGACGAUCAAACUUAAAAAAUGUCAAAAUGAAGAAAUGGAGAACAAAACUAAUCUAGUCAUGCAAUAUAUUGACAGCAAUUUUGACGGAGCUCGGCUGAGAGAGCAGUAUUUGGACUAUCUCACGUAUCACAUAACGAAAACUUCAUUGAAAUGGUCUACAAUGUUUGGCUUGAUGGAGCAAGCCAAGUCUCGCUUCGAGAUCGAAGACUAUGCUCUAGGUCAAACCUCACUCGAACAAGUAUUUCUAGCGUUGACCGCUUACCAGCAGUGAUUGAAAACUGUGUUCCUUUCUCAGUAUUUAAAUAAAUUAUCUCGAAUAGCGAUAGUAGACAGUGUAACUGGUGCUCGAAUACUUAAAGCUUCAAUACAGGCAGUGAUACUUAAAAAUUGCUACAAACAACAAAAGAUUAAAUCUAUGCAAUAAAGUCUAAACAUAAUA